AUGACCGCCAUAAAGUCACCCGAAGGAUGUCAAUUACUAUGUACCAUUGACCUUGUCGGGAUUGCAAACAACAUUUAUAGUUACGAUGUUGAGCAGGCUGGUGGCUGGAAAAGUGUCGCUUGUAAUCUUGUUGAGGUUGUACUACGUGAAAGAGGAAGAGGCGUAGAGGAUGCAAUGGAUGUCAUGGGAAAGAUGUAUCGCGAUCUCUUCCUUUCCCUUAGCGAUGAUUACAAUGAUCUCCCGACCUUCAAAGAUGCCGAGCAGGAUCAGGUUCUCAAAGAAUACGCACUAGGCAUGUUGGAUUGGGUUAAGGCCAACGUGGAAUUUUCGCUUGGUGGUCAGAGAUACUUUGGAUUAGAAGCCGGCUCAGAAAGGACAAGGGUUGAACGUAUGGUCGAGCUCUUGCCACAGAGAGGAUAA
Bipolaris oryzae ATCC 44560 is the source of this 420-nucleotide messenger RNA. RefSeq lists its product as uncharacterized. The coding region runs from base 1 to 420 and encodes 139 amino acids. The transcript has a single exon. NCBI's taxonomy places the organism in Eukaryota, Fungi, Ascomycota, Dothideomycetes, Pleosporales, Pleosporaceae. The record is from RefSeq and is a predicted model, not a curated record.